Messenger RNA from Melopsittacus undulatus (budgerigar), 932 nucleotides. Its product is annotated as extensin-1-like. The transcript is spliced from 2 exons. Lineage: Eukaryota; Metazoa; Chordata; Aves; Psittaciformes; Psittaculidae. The annotation marks the transcript as partial. The record is from RefSeq and is a predicted model, not a curated record.
GGUGCCGCAGGGGGGACCCCGACACCCGCCCGCGCCCCGCGCAGGCCCGAACGGAACCGGGGCCGAGGCGGCCGCAGAGCCCGAGGCCUCCGGAGCCCAACCCGGUACCGGAACCUGCUCCCCAGCACCGGAACCUGCCCCACCGGUACCGGAACCUGCCCCCUGGUACCGGAACCUCCUCCCCAGCACCGGAACCUGCCCCACCGGUACCGGAACCUGCCCCCUGGUACCGGAACCUGCUCCCCAGCACCGGAACCUGCCCCACCGGUACCGGAACCUGCCCUCCCGGUACCAGAACCUGCCCCACCGGUACCGGAACCUCCCCUCCCGGUACCGGAACCUGCCCCACCGGUACCGGAACCUGCCCCACCGGUACCGGAACCUGCCCUCCCGGUACCGGAACCUCCUCCCCAGCACCGGAACCUGCCCCACCGGUACCGGAACCUGCCCCACCGGUACCGGAACCUCUCCUCCCGGUACCGGAACCUCCCCAGCCGGUACCGGAACCUGCCCCCUGGUACCGGAACCUCUCCCACCCGGUACCGGAACCUUCCCACCCGGUACCGGAACCUGCCCCCCGGUACCGGAACCUCCUCCCCCCAGCACCGGGAUCCCCCGGACGUGAGCGGCUCCAUGGGAUGGAGCUGAGGGGUCACAUCCUGACCCCCGGCACGCACAGCCCUGCAGGUACGUGACCUCUGACCCCUGGCUUGCGGUGAACCCUGACCUCUGCCCUUUGGAGGCCCCGAGUGCCCCUUGGUCCCUGGGAGGUUGUGGGACCCUGACCUGUGCUCACUGUGACCCCUGACCCCGGCGCCCCUUGACCUCUGACCUGAAACCAGGGACCUGACCUGUGUCCCAGUGACCCAUGGUGACCCUUGACCCCUGCUCCAGUGCCACGUGGCCUGGUACCCUCUGACCUUGGUGCCCAA